Messenger RNA from Macrobrachium nipponense, 1257 nucleotides. RefSeq lists its product as uncharacterized. The transcript is spliced from 3 exons. The record is from RefSeq and is a predicted model, not a curated record. NCBI's taxonomy places the organism in Eukaryota, Metazoa, Arthropoda, Malacostraca, Decapoda, Palaemonidae. Bases 640 to 1257 code for a protein of 205 amino acids.
GGAAGGCGUCGCUGGCAGUUGCUCUCCGUCCUCCGACUGGCGAGGAGCUCUUGACUCUCAUCGCGAGAAUGGUGAAGUGAAUGAAUCGCGUUACUCUCAUACAAAAAAAAAAAAACUCAUUUUUCCCUCGAUGGUGAUCACCAUAUUUACUAAUGUGAACUAUCGCUGUAUCCGCUCGCCAAUAAUGGAAAAAGGAAAUAUUUAUUAUUAACUGUGUUUUGUAAGAUCUUAACUUUUGAGUGGGAGACUUCAAACUUUUCCUUGUUGACUUACAAACUUUUUUGUUUUUGCUUUAUUUUUUCAAGUUUUGAAAAGAAGUUGUAUUCAUGAGAGUCAGGCUCUUGGAAGCACGUACUUUUCAUUGCAAUUAUUGUGCAAGGCAAAACUUAGGACAAAACAAAGUGUAAAAUGAACUUUGAGUGAAUAAACGUGCCCUUGGUAUAAACAUUCAAGACACUGAAAAAAUUAUUCAAAACUGACUGAACUUGGAGUAAACUUUGCCUAUGACGAUAUUGUUAAAGGAAAAUAUGGCUGGUCUUAUGAAGGAACAAUUAUAAAAAGAAAAAAAAAACUACAAAGAAGUAGAAUAAACUUAGCAUUGUGUGCUUGCUUCUAGCUGUGAGAUUUCCACUCUGUGCCAUGGCCAUCAGCGAGGGGUACCCCCCUCCCAAUCAGCGAGGACUCACACGCCGCGGAACAAGUAUCACACGUGUUUCCCCUCGAACACGUGAAGCCCGCGCUCCAAUUUUCCCGCCACCUGGGGUUCCAGCACGUGCAUUUUUCGGCUCACGUGCCGCGUACGCGCCCCCCUCCCGCGGAAGGGCGGCCAGUUUUCGUAACUUCUCCUUCGGAGUCUCCCUCUGCAUAGGGGUUUUUCUCUUCACCUUGAAUAAUGGAGCAGUGGCUUUGGGACGCGGCAGCCAGGGACCGUCCUUCCGCACGGAGCCCCCAAGAGUCGUCCAUUUCACCAACUCCACCGGGGCCAUCGUAGAUUGCUUGGCAGAGGGCACGCCGACACCUGCCAUCACCUGGACCAAUCAGGAGGGCAGAGUUGUAGAGCAGGUCCCUGGUCUGAGAGAGGCCCUUGUCAACGGCUCCCUGUAUUUCCCACCAUUCCCAGCCAGUCAAUACAACCAACAAGUCCACAGCAUUACUUACAUGUGCAGAGCCACGUCUCCUGCGGGUACUCUGUUGGCCCUGCCCACGCAAGUCAGAGAGGAGGUGGGUAAUUGUUGUCCAAAUUUCUUUGCCGAUUAA